CCUUGGAAUAGUUCAGUUCGACACCGAAACUAGACAAAACAACAUCGAUCUCCAGCUUUUCUUAUUAUUAUAAGUAUUUUUACAAAAAUAAACUGCGACAAUGUUUGAGUGGUUUGAUUUGCAGUCUGGAGUAAGCUUCAAGGACUUGGACGACAUGAAGCGGCGUCUGAUAAAGAAGAUCGCCGAUCUCGAAGCCACAGGCGUUCGCUGGGGUCGUCGUAUUGGCAUCGAUGACGGCAAGGACGAUGCCUUUUUCCGUUUCAUGAGGGAGAAGAUCUAGAGAUGUUAAUCAAAAUCAACAAAUAUGUGUGUUCUGGGGGCAAUGAUUGCCCCACCCCGUUACUUAAAUAAAUUGCUCCUUGCAUAGUUUCAUUGUUCCGACA
Messenger RNA from Drosophila serrata, 383 nucleotides. RefSeq lists its product as uncharacterized. NCBI's taxonomy places the organism in Eukaryota, Metazoa, Arthropoda, Insecta, Diptera, Drosophilidae. The record is from RefSeq and is a predicted model, not a curated record.